Messenger RNA from Myodes glareolus (Bank vole), 3622 nucleotides. Lineage: Eukaryota; Metazoa; Chordata; Mammalia; Rodentia; Cricetidae. The record is from RefSeq and is a predicted model, not a curated record.
GUCAGAGAGCGCUCAGACAGUUUGACCUCUGAGGACUGGGUAGUGAGAACCUCAGGACUGACAAAGAUGUGGUGUCCACUCUAAAGGCCACCAUGGUAGGACUGCGGCAGGACCUGAACCUUGAAUGCUGGAUAGCGCCACACAGGAAGUCCCGCCUUCCCUGCCAGAGCCGGUGGGGGCUCACUGUCCAUCAUCUGAGGAAAGCCUCUUCCAUAUCAGUUCUCACUGUGGUAUUUUGGGGUGUCCUGUGGGCUGACUCCCUUUCCCCGCCAGCAUGGGCAAGAGAGACCUUCAUCCUUGGGGUCCUGGGUCCCUGGGACUGUGACCCCAUCUUUGCUCAGGCACUCCCCAGCACAGCUGCCCAAUUGGCUGUUGAUCGAGUCAACCGGGAUGCUUCCCUGCUGUUGGGCUCACAUCUGGAUUUCAAGGUCAUCCCCACAGGCUGCGAUACCCCCCAUGCCCUGGCCACAUUCGUGGCCCACAAGAACACGGUGGCUGCUUUUGUGGGCCCUGUCAAUCCUGGAUACUGCCCAGCAGCAGCUCUGCUGGCCCAAGGCUGGGGCAAGUCCCUCUUCUCCUGGGCCUGUGGAGCUCCAGAGGGAGGAGGUGAGCUGGUGUCCACUCUGCCUUCUGCUGUCCAUGUGCUGCUGUCUGUCAUGCGGUACUUCGGAUGGGCCCGCUUGGCCAUCGUGUCCUCUCACCAGGACAUCUGGUUAGCUACAGCCCAGCAGCUGGCCACAGCUUUCAGGGCCCAUGGGCUGUCCAUUGGACUGGUGACCUCUUUGGGACCUGGAGAGAAGAAGGCCACGGAGGUUUGCAAACAACUCCACCGUGUGCAUGGUCUGAAAAUUGUGGUGCUGUGCAUGCACUCGGCGCUGCUGGGGGGCCUGGAGCAGAGCACGCUGCUGCGCCGCGCGUGGGAGGAGGGCCUGGCAGACGGGAGACUCGUCUUCCUGCCCUACGACACUCUGCUCUUUGCCCUGCCCUACCGCAACCGCUCCUACCUGGCUCUGGGUGACCGUGGACCAUUGCAGGAGGCUUACGACGCGGUACUCACUAUCAGUCUGGAGUUCGGUCCGGAGAAUCACGCCUUCACUGCUCCCAAGAUGAGUCGAGGGGCUCCUCCACUGGAGACAGAGCAGGUGUCCCCACUCUUCGGAACGAUCUACGAUGCUGUCCUCCUGUUGGCCUAUGCCCUGAACCGCACUGAGAACCAUGGAGCAGGGCUCUCAGGGGCUCACUUAGGGGACCACAUAAGAACUCUCGAUGUGGCUGGUUUUAGCCAGAGAAUCCAGAUGGAUGGGAAAGGCAGAAGGCUAGCCCAAUAUGUCAUCUUGGACACAGACGGUGAAGGAAGCCAGUUGGUUCCCACCCACAUCCUGGACACAAGCACAUGGCAGGUGCAGCCUCUGGGAAAGGCUAUACACUUUCCUGGAGGGAGCCCUCCAGUCCGUGAUGCCAGCUGCUGGUUUGAACCCAACACACUAUGCAUAAGAGGUGUGCAGCCCCCAGACAGCCUCCUGACUCUGACACUGGCCUGUGUCUUGGCACUGAUUGGUGGAGUCCUUGCUUACCUCACCAGGUUAGGCCUCCGGCAGCUGCAGCUGGUACGAGGUCCCCAUCGGAUCCUGCUGACGGCCCAGGAUCUCACCUUCCUCCAGAUGACCCCCAGUCGGCGGAGGCUGCGUGGGGACGGUGGCAGCGAGUCAAGAAGUGUGGUGGAAGGUGGGAGCCCAAGGUCGGUGAUUCAGGGGUCAGCAAGGAGCCUACCGGCCGUCCUGGAACAUCCCAACGUGGCCCUGUACCAGGGAGACUGGGUAUGGCUAAAGAAGUUUGAAGCAGGCUUGGCUCCUGAGCUGCGGCCGAGCAGACUCAGACUCCUGAGGAAGAUGCGGGAGAUGCGGCAUGAGAACGUCACUGCCUUCCUGGGCCUUUUCAUGGGCCCCGAGUUCAGUGCCUUGGUGCUGGAGCACUGUCCCCGUGGCAGCCUAGAGGACCUGCUUCGGAAUGAGGCCCUGAAGCUCGACUGGACCUUCAAGGCCUCCCUGCUGUUGGAUCUGAUCAGAGGUGUGCGGUAUCUGCACCAUCGGCGUUUCCCCCACGGGCGCCUCAAGUCCAGGAACUGUGUGGUGGACAGCCGCUUUGUGCUGAAGAUCACUGACCAUGGUUACGAAGAGUUCCUGGAAUUCCACUGUUCCCCCAGGCCACAGCCAGACCCAGAAGAGCUUCUAUGGACGGCUCCCGAGCUGCUGCGGGGGUCUGGGGGACCCGGGAAGGCCAGCUUCAAAGGCGAUGUCUUCAGCCUAGGCAUCAUCCUACAAGAGGUGCUUACCCGAGGCCCACCCUACUGCUCCUGGGGACUCUCAGCAGAAGAGAUCAUCCGGAAGGUGUCGUCUCCCCCUCCUCUCUGCCGGCCACUGGUGUCCCCUGACCAGGGACCCCGGGAGUGCAUUCAGCUGAUGCAGCAGUGCUGGGAGGAAGAUCCAGAAGACAGGCCCAGCGUGGAUCAGAUCUACACGCAGUUCAAAGUCAUCAACCAAGGCAAGAAGAUGAGUGUGGCUGACUCCAUGCUACGGAUGCUGGAAAAGUAUUCCCAAAGUCUGGAGGGCCUGGUCCAGGAGCGGACUGAGGAGCUGGAACUGGAGAGGCGGAAGACAGAAAGGCUGCUCUCACAGAUGCUCCCUCCGUCUGUCGCCAAUGCUCUGAAGAUGGGGAGGACCGUGGAGCCGGAGUACUUCGACCAGGUCACCAUCUACUUCAGUGACAUCGUGGGCUUUACCACCAUCUCAGCCCUGAGUGAGCCCAUUGAGGUGGUGGGCUUCCUCAAUGACCUCUACACGCUGUUUGAUGCUGUUCUGGACAGCCACGAUGUGUAUAAGGUAGAGACCAUCGGGGAUGCCUACAUGGUGGCAUCUGGGCUUCCUCGGCGCAAUGGGAAUCGGCAUGCGGCUGAGAUCGCCAACAUGGCCCUGGACAUACUUAGCUGUGCAGGGAACUUCCGGAUGAGGCAUGCACCCGAUGUGCCCAUCUGUGUCAGGGCUGGUCUGCACUCAGGGCCCUGCGUGGCAGGUGUUGUGGGUCUCACCAUGCCUCGGUACUGCCUCUUUGGGGACACUGUCAACACUGCCUCCCGGAUGGAAUCCACAGGGCUGCCGUACAGAAUCCAUGUGAGCAGAAGUACCGUCCAGACCCUGCUCAGCCUGGGUGAAGGUUACACAGUCGAUGUCAGAGGACAGACUGAGCUGAAGGGGAAGGGCUCAGAGGAGACCUACUGGCUGACAGGGAAGGUGGGAUUCUGCAGACCCCUCCCUACACCUCUGCCUAUUAGACCUGGAGACCCAUGGCAUGACCGCAUAAACCAAGAAAUCCGGACCGGCUUUGCCAAAGCGCGCCAGGGUCUGCCUGAGCCCAGGAGGCCAGGGGAGGCUAGGCCAGGUCUCUGAUAGAAAGUCAGUGAGCAGACCCACGGCAGCCAUGAUGUCCACCACCACCCCCUGCAAGGAAUGCCUCAUCGACUCCUUGGAGAUCUUCCACCCACAGUGAUAGGAGCUGGUGUCUUCCCUAGUGACUCCCGGGUGGCCUUACUCCUGCAGGGGACACAGUAAAAGAGCAAUACUCCCUU